Parnassius mnemosyne (clouded apollo) is the source of this 1149-nucleotide messenger RNA. The record is from the annotation of a GenBank genome assembly. Lineage: Eukaryota; Metazoa; Arthropoda; Insecta; Lepidoptera; Papilionidae.
AUGGUUACAUCAGCUGACGUAAACGUGUUUACGAACAUAAGUGCGCUAGGCGUGAAGAUCAAGGGUGUUGGUUGUAGCGGCACAGUGCCGGCGAUGCGUCGGUCCACGGCGGCUGCCUUCAUCUGCACAGCGGUUCUGCAUCUAGUGACGGUACAGGGAGACACGCUAGCCGAUAUCGGCCAGCUCCUGCCGCCCUGGAUCACCGGCAACCUCGAGGAACUGGUCCGCGCCGCUUCCGAUUCCUGUGAGGUUCUACCGCUCGACGUAUUAUUCUCGAAAGUAUACGGUCCGGACAUCGACGUAGUAGAGUUUCGACGACAUAAACGCAAGAGCUUCAGUCUAUCCAAGGCUCAUUUGCAUCUGAGAGACCGUCUGCCUCAGACGCUAGUCAUCUAUGUCCCCGGCUGGUGGAAUACACCAACCGACGAGUCCUCCAAGACCUUGGUCAAAGCUCUACUUAACAAGAACCCGUCUGUCUUAGUCCUGGAUACGAGACUUAUCUUCUGCAAAGGUUACGUUGCUUCCACAGCCGGCGUCAAUGGUCUAGCUCUCCGUUUGUACAAGUUUAUUAAGAAUAUGACCAACGAUGGGCUUCCACUAUCAUCAGUACACUUGAUAGGUUUUAGUUUAGGGGCUCACGUAGUGGCGAUAACAGGGAAGUUAGUCCAAAAACAUCUGCAUCGGAAAUUAGAUAAGAUUACUGCUCUUGAUCCAGCACGACCAUGUUUUUCCCGCCAGUCGGAGUAUAGACUCGAAAAAAGUGAUGCUAAGUUUGUUCUAGUAAUUCACACCAAUGCUGGGGUGUUAGGUCUGGAGCAACCCUUAGGUCAUGUAGACGUGUAUGCCAAUGGGGUGUUAACAAAGCAGCCUGAGUGUCAAGACAGAAGUAUCUCUUUGCAAUGCGACCACGCACAAGCCUGGCGUUUGUUUGCCGCCUCCGUGAUUGAUGACCACGUGUUGGUUGGGCGGCGUUGUAAGAGUUGGGAGGAACUGAACAGCGGACAGUGUAGUGGGAAUGAAACUGUGGUCGGGUACUCCUGCAACACGAAUACCCGAGGCAUGUUCUUGUACAAAUCUCCUGUGGAGAAGAAGGAACCGGAGCUAAGAGUGUUUAAUCCACUGGAUCUGUUCACGUGGUGGAUUCAAUAA